Molecule: messenger RNA, 507 nt
Organism: Peronospora matthiolae
Lineage: Eukaryota; Oomycota; Peronosporomycetes; Peronosporales; Peronosporaceae
Source: the annotation of a GenBank genome assembly
AUGGCACUGAGCGCAUCGGAACAGGUUUGUAUCGUGGAUGAAAAUAAUCGAGUCAUUGGGAAGGCUGACCGGGCUGUAAUGCGCGCGUACAACCUCCCACAUCGUGCAUCCUAUAUCAUCAUCAAGAACGCGAGUGGCAAGUACUAUGUCCAGCGCCGGACAAUGAUCAAGGACUAUUGUCCGGGCAUGUUAGAUCCGAUGACCGGUGGAGUGGUUCAGUUUGGCGAAUCUAUGGACGUGAGUGCAGAACGUGAAGCUGAAGAGGAGAUGGGGGUCAAGGACACGCCGCUGCGGUACUUGACGACGUUUUACUAUGGAGACGACCACAGCCGAGUGUGGGGUGGCCUCUUUGACUGCACGUUUGAUGGACAGUUGGUUCUGCAGAAAGAAGAGGUGGACGAGGCCCUCGCAAUGUCAGCAGACGAGAUACUGGCACGGCGCGCAGAGUUCACACCAGAUGGCAUCUUUGCCUUUGAAAAGUAUCUGACGAUCGUUGACGGGGCGUAG